AUGGCUACAAGUGAUCUUGAAUACUCUGUUGACCAAGAAAUUGCUGAUUUUUUCGAGAAGACUACAGCGACUCGCUCAGCGUGUGAUAUUCUCGCAAAGCAGCAUCUAGGUGGGAACAUCGUUCCGGUAGCCGUGCAAGGUGUAUGCAGCUAUACUGUCUACGCCGGGCCCAACGCCGAAUUCGUUGUCCAGUUUCGCCUUGCAUCCCUCCAAUUGAAUAUGGAGACUGCAAAUCUCGCUCGAAGCAUCUACGGUCACUUUGCACCGUGUGUGACAUUUUUGGGGCAGGUUGGAGAAGUAAUCGAAAGCAAGGAACCUCUUUACAUCUACGUCAUGAGCCGAGUAAGAGGCAUUAGUUACUUGGAUUUUAUCCUGGCACAUAACCGUCAAGUAUCCGAAAACUCACCUAAGUUUUCUUCAUGGCGCAGGAAUCUUGUAACUGAUAUCGCGAAGUUUUUUGCUCUUUCGUGGAAAGGUCCUCAAAACGUUGAUCAAACAUACCGCGACAACUUGUACUAUCGAUACAAAAAAGAACUGGAUUCACUACUUGUUUCUCUCCCAGAUCGCUUUCACCCUUUAAUUCAAGAAUCUCUCAAUUUAUUACCGACCAUUUUUUCUCUUCCCAUGGUGCUACUCCACAAAGACUUUGGUGUCUGCAACAUUAUUGUGAACGAAAUGUCUUGCAAUCUAGUUGGGGUGGUUGAUUGGGCCGAAGCAGAGAUUGCACCCUUUGGAUUGAACCUAUAUUCUCACCAAAGACUGAUAAGUAAGGUCCACCUCAAGAGUGGCUGGAUCCGGUUUGACGAUUAUGUCGCUUUGGAGGACAUAUUCUGGAGCACAUUCACCAAGGAAGCUGGAGGGUUGAGCAAUGACACCAUCAGAGCCAUUAAGGCAGCAAGAAUUGCAGGACUCCUGCUAUCUCGUGGCUUCACAAGUCGUCUUGCGAACAUGCCUGAGCCAGUACCUAUUCAGGAUGAUGAAAGCGGAGCAUAUAAUAUGCGUGAUCUGGAUGGGCUGUUAAUAAAUCCAGCUACGAAGUUUGCGGAUUUAGCAUAG
Molecule: messenger RNA, 1056 nt
Organism: Penicillium angulare
Lineage: Eukaryota; Fungi; Ascomycota; Eurotiomycetes; Eurotiales; Aspergillaceae
Exons: 2
Coding region: 1-1056 (351 amino acids)
Source: RefSeq, a predicted model, not a curated record